AUGACAUACGUUAAUACUGUAUUUACGGAUGGUCCCUUGGAGGUACAGAUUUUAGAAUUUGCCUCUUACAUCUCUAAGCUUAAAGGAGAGCCAGAAGAUGCCGGUCCUUUCAUAAAGGAGACAACUGCCUUGUUGAAAGAAAAUAAAUUAGAACAAGUAUUUCAGACAUUUGUUGCGGCAACUUCAAUAUUAUUAGACGCGCCGGAGAAAGAAUUUGAAGCUGUAUAUAAUCUUCUCAUUGCGAUUUUAAAAUCUGCGACGCCUGAAACAUAUCCGGUCUUAAUAAAUCAUUCCAUCAAAGCGUUGGUACAUGAUGAACACGACAAGGCCAUCCAAAAACUUAAAGUUCUCCAGAAUCUGUACAAUACUCUAGAAUAUUCUUCACCACUCCGCUACGAUGUAUUUGUUGCAAUUCUUGAUAUUGCUACUAAGAGCGAUGAAAUUGAAACCAUACUACCACAGUUGCCGCGUCUGGAUACUUGGGUGAAGGAGUGGUCAAUAUCUACAGAGCAGUAUCUUGCAACUUAUACACCAUCCGAUGAUCUUUCUGUGGCAAAGUCCGCUGCAAGUCGCGCAGUGGUAGAGGCAAUUCAGCUGCCUGAAAUUUUAAGUUUUGAGGAUUUACUUGAGUUAGACGCUAUUAAAGCAUUGAAAAAUGAGCAAGUUUUUGAAUUGUUAAAGGUUUUUUUAAAUGGGAAUUUGAAAGAAUAUAAGCAAUUCGUCGACACAAAUCCAGGCGUUGUGGAAAAACUUGGAUUAUCAAAUGAAGAUAAUACGCGCAAGAUUCGCUUACUGACGUUAGCUUCUUUAGCAUCGGAGCACGUUUCGCACGAGAUCACUUAUCAAACAAUUGCAAAAGCUCUCGAAAUCGAAGAGGAUGAAGUUGAAAUGUGGACAAUCGAUGCUAAAGUCAACCAAGUUCGCAAAACCAUUUUAGUGAACAGAUCAACGUAUCGCACGUUCACGAUGACUCAGUGGCAACAAUUAUCCGACAAACUAGAUGGUUGGAAGCAAUCACUUGCGGAUAUUUUACAAGUGAUUGCUAACGCAAAAUUAAUUGCGCAGCAUUCAAAUGUGAACGCUAAUGUCGCAGCAAGUUCAGCUGUUGUUGUAAUUGAAGGGACGAGCGGCCAAGAGGAGGAGUCGUGA
Dentiscutata erythropus is the source of this 1149-nucleotide messenger RNA. The record is from the annotation of a GenBank genome assembly. Lineage: Eukaryota; Fungi; Glomeromycota; Glomeromycetes; Diversisporales; Gigasporaceae.